Messenger RNA from Capsaspora owczarzaki ATCC 30864, 783 nucleotides. RefSeq lists its product as hypothetical. Bases 1 to 783 code for a protein of 260 amino acids. The transcript has 6 exons. Lineage: Eukaryota; Filasterea; Ministeriida; Capsasporidae. Gene Ontology annotation, molecular function: protein binding. The record is from RefSeq and is a predicted model, not a curated record.
AUGAUGACCUACGCUUCCAAGGCGGUUGUGAAGGAAGUCGAAGACGUGUGCGCACGUCAAGAGACGACCCUCGACCUGCUCGACCGCGGCAUCACCGGCAUCUCUGAGUUUCCAUUCAGUCGCCUGUCGAUGCUCACCCGCGUCAACUUUGCCAACAACAAGCUCACUGAAGUCCCGGCGUCGAUCGACUCGCUGCGCAAUCUCGAGUUCCUGAACCUGUUCAACAACAGCAUUUCAGUGCUGCCAACAUCCCUCAACUCGCUCACAAAACUGUCCUACCUCAACGUAGCAUGCAACAAGCUGACAGAACUGCCUCGAGGCUUUGGCUCGUGCCCGGCACUCGAAAUUUUCGACUGCUCGUCGAACAAGAUUACCAAGCUGCCAAACAAUAUGAAUUACAUGAACUCCAUACGCGCACUCUACCUGUCAGACAACGAGAUUGAGGAAAUCCCCGAGGGUCUCGCCCUGCGCGACAACAAGCUGAAGGAGAUUGUCCCUGCGCUGGGCUCGUGUGCCAAUCUGCGCGAGCUCUAUUUGCAAGGAAACAUGCUGCGCGUCUUGCCUGUCGAGUUGGGCAACUGCGACCGACUUGCCGACAAGACGAAUGGCAUUUUCAAGCUGAUUGGCAACCCUCUGAUCGAGGAGCUGCUGGAUAUGUAUCUGAAGGGUGUCCCAGCGUUGAUUGCCCUGCUCAAGUCGCCUGCCUAUGCCACCGUGCUUGAAAACUUCCGGUACGUGCUGGGUGGCUUCUGCUUGGUUGUCGGUUUUGUCCUGUUUGCUUGA